Molecule: messenger RNA, 259 nt
Organism: Parathielavia appendiculata
Lineage: Eukaryota; Fungi; Ascomycota; Sordariomycetes; Sordariales; Chaetomiaceae
Exons: 1
Coding region: 44-223 (59 amino acids)
Source: RefSeq, a predicted model, not a curated record
CCUCCCAGGGGAAUUAACCCCCCUUAUAUAGAGACAGUGUGCUAUGAUAUGGCGUUUAUGUCAGGAACUGCGUCAUUGUGAUGGAUCUGUGUUGACUGAGCGUCUCGCAUUGAACAUCAGUGCUCAGUCCGUGAAUCUUGGUGCCAAGGAACCCACUCAGUUCAACAAUAGGGGAGAUAGAGAGGCUUUUAGUCUAGCUUUGCAGGCAUGGUUUCCUUUGUAAUCUGUGGUAGAGGGUCCGGCGAGCCCUAUGGCAUAA